AUGAAAAAUAACAACAAUAAUAAUGGUAGUGCUAAUUUUUUUGGAGCAAAAGACAACAAUUUGAGCAAUUUAACUAAAAUACUCCAACAACAUCCACCGCCACCGCCAGGUCAUCAUCACCCAACAGAGGGUCAACUGCAAGAUAAUGUGCCGAAAAUAACGGCUGGGCCAAGUAACGCUGUUAUAGCAGAUGAAAAUUCAAAAACUAUAAACUCGCCAUUGUUGGGUAAUUCACCUAGAUACAACAAUUAUAAGGCAACAUCAGCAAUAGAAGAUGUUUCCAUAUCGAUUGAAGAUGAUGACUACUGGUUUCCAAGAUCAGGGACAAAUGCUUGUUGUCCAUCAUCAUUUCAUAUUGAUUGGAACGUGUCAUCAUCAAAUAUAAAAGAGUUUAAAGACGCUAUUAUGAAUCCAUGGCUACGUAAAACCAAAACUAAAAGCAAUCAUGUUCCAAUAAUCACCACUUUAAGUUUUCUAUCAAUUUUCUUGGGCUUCUACCUAGUAAUAUAUUCCUUGGGCAUUUCUUUGGAUUCUUUGAUUGAUGAUGGUUGGAUAUUUGCUUUAGAUGAUCAAAUCACAAUGUUUGAAUUCUACUCUAAUUUCGAUUUUGGAUUAAUUAAUUGGGAAGCUAUAAUAAAAACUAUUCCAACAAUGCUCACCCUUGCAUACUUUACAAUACUAAAUGUCAAUAUAAACAUUGGUAAAUUGGAAGCUUCACUUGAUGACAAUCAUCAAUUUAAUACAGAUUGUGAACUGACUGUUCAAGGAGUUUCUAAUUUAAUUGCUGGAAUAUCUGGAACUUUUCAAGUUUCCUUUGGGUAUGAAGAAUCAAGUUUAUUGAUUAAAUCAGGAAUAAACAAUCGUGUUGUAGGAUUGAUACUUGCAUUUUGUCUUGGUAUAACAGCAUAUUUUGGACAACUGUUUAUUAAAUACAUUCCUACAAUAGCUGUAGGCACAAUGGUCUUCUACUUGGGACUGAAGGUGAUAAAAGAGGCAUUGAUAGAUUCAUGGAUGUUUUUCAAUAAAUUGGAAUAUUUGAAUAUCAUGAUCACAAUGUUUGCAAUGAUAAAUAUUGGACUUCUCAAAGGAAUAUUUAUAGGAAUUAUGUUCUCUUAUAUAUUUUUCAUGAUAUUAAAUUAUCAAAAGGGUGUAAUUCGAGCAACUUUUUCAGGUAAUUCAGCUAGAUCUUCUGUCAGAAGGCAUUAUCGAGACCAAAAAUUUCUCAAACAACUUGAUAGUCAAAUCUAUGUAAUGACAUUACAAGGGUAUAUGUUUUACAGAACAAUGAAAGGAGUUGAAGACUUUAUAAAGAAUAUUUUGAUUGAUUGUGAACAGAAGAAAAGACCAAUCAAAUUCUUGAUUUUGAAUAUGUUUGGUGUUACUGGAUUUGCAAUUGAUGCUGUUCAG
Messenger RNA from Entrophospora candida, 1407 nucleotides. The record is from the annotation of a GenBank genome assembly. NCBI's taxonomy places the organism in Eukaryota, Fungi, Glomeromycota, Glomeromycetes, Entrophosporales, Entrophosporaceae.